AUGGGUUUGUUUCUGCCAUGAUUGAUGCUAAAGAAAUUUCCCUUGAUAUGGGAAUUGAGCCUAUAUUUCCAAAAAAACGUCAAGUUUGUAGAAAAAGGCAUUUUGAUGAGGUUUCCAAUAGUGAUAGGGAACAACAAUCAGCUGAAGAAUCAUUUAGAACUGAUUAUUUUCUUGUUAUAGUGGAUAUUGCUCUUGGUGAAUUGAAGAGUAGGUUUGAACAAUUGCAUUGUUUUGAAUCUAUUUUUGGGUUCUUAUUUGAUGCUGCAAAGUUGACUUCGUUUGAUGAUAAUGAAUUGAAAAGUUUUUGUGUGAAUCUUGAAAAUGCUUUAAAACAUGGUGAUGUUUCUGAUGUUGAUGCAAGAGACUUAUUUUCAGAAUUACAGAUGUUGCAAGUGAUGUUACCAAAAGAAGCAUAUGAAACAGAUAAACCAUGGACAUCCAUUAAAAUUCUUGAGUUUGUAAAGAGUGUGGAUAUGUUUCCUAAUGUAAUGGUUGCUUAUAGGGUACAUGUGAUGAUUCUUUGCUUCGAUUAAUUGUGGAGGAUGAAAAGAAGAUUGAUCAAAUCAAGAAAUGCUUAUGGAGAUUCGGGAG
This is a messenger RNA of Prunus persica (peach), 591 nucleotides long. RefSeq lists its product as uncharacterized. NCBI's taxonomy places the organism in Eukaryota, Viridiplantae, Streptophyta, Magnoliopsida, Rosales, Rosaceae. Bases 18 to 533 code for a protein of 171 amino acids. The transcript is spliced from 2 exons. The record is from RefSeq and is a predicted model, not a curated record.